This is a messenger RNA of Rana temporaria (common frog), 1031 nucleotides long. Its product is annotated as helix-loop-helix protein 13-like. Gene Ontology annotation, biological process: regulation of transcription by RNA polymerase II; developmental process. Gene Ontology annotation, molecular function: protein dimerization activity; DNA-binding transcription factor activity, RNA polymerase II-specific; RNA polymerase II transcription regulatory region sequence-specific DNA binding. The coding region runs from base 140 to 676 and encodes 178 amino acids. The record is from RefSeq and is a predicted model, not a curated record. The transcript has 2 exons. Lineage: Eukaryota; Metazoa; Chordata; Amphibia; Anura; Ranidae.
AGUUUAAGAACAACAACAAUAAUAUUGAGAGCCACUAAGUGUCUUUAGAGUAUUUAAAGGCAACAGCCAGGAUAUUCUCCCAGACUGGUCUUACCAUAAAGUAUUAAACGCUGGAUGGAAACACAUCGCAACUUGUAGAAUGAAGGAAACUGGAUGGGAGCCAGAAAUGUCCACUGAAGAACAGUUGUUGGGUCCAUCAAACAGCUGUCAGUAUGAAUCUAUGCUGGACAUCUGCACCCUAGAUUUUGAUAUGGCUCCAGAAUACUUUUCUUCCUGGUCUUCUGAUGCUCAGUUUACACCAGACUUCCAGUUCCCUGUAAGUGAUGUUGAUGCAAACGAUAUUUUCCAGAGCCAAAGCUGCCUAACUCCUCAGGUAAAGGUCUACAGGCAAGCAGCCAACAUCAGGGAGAGGAGGCGAAUGUUGAGUAUCAAUUCUGCUUUUGAAGAAUUGCGAGGUAGAGUCCCAACUUUCCCCUAUGAGAAGAGAUUAUCCAAGAUUGAUACCUUGCGGCUGGCUAUUGCCUACAUAGCAUUGCUGAGUGACAUCCUGGCUUCUGGGACAGAUCCCAAGUCCUACCUGAAUGAGUUUAUGAAAAAAGGUGCACAUAGGUCAAAUGACAUCAUCUGGAACACAAGUGAUCUCACCGCUCGCCUGUCCUGGAUUAAAUGGGACUGAAGCAGUAGCAUCAAAGUCCUCUCAGGCCAGGUGCUGAAUUCUCACCAGCAAUAAGCCUGAGACUGGAGGCUCCUGAGAUUCCCAGGGCCUAGGCCACUAUGGGAAUGGCAUAGUAAACCGAUAUGUAUGUCAUGGCAACACAUCAUGUACCACUUGCAGAAAAAUGUAUUAGUACUGUAUUAAUUCUACACCUGUUUGAACAGUACAGACUUUCUAAAUUCUGGAAUUGUCUGUUAGAUGAAUAAAUGAUAAUAUAAUGUUAAACACAGAGGUCUAAAGCAAAUUCACUUAAAUAGAAAGAUAAUGGUUCUGUAUUUCUUAUAUUUACAAGUUUCUCAAAUAAAGUCUAUACAUU